Penicillium waksmanii is the source of this 627-nucleotide messenger RNA. Its product is annotated as DUF4291 domain-containing protein. The transcript has a single exon. The coding region runs from base 1 to 627 and encodes 208 amino acids. The record is from RefSeq and is a predicted model, not a curated record. Lineage: Eukaryota; Fungi; Ascomycota; Eurotiomycetes; Eurotiales; Aspergillaceae.
AUGGCAAAAGAUCAAUCUUCAAACCAUGCCUACCGAGCCAUACGCGCAUCCUAUACGCCCAAAACCAUAACUGUCUAUCAGGCAUAUCCUCCAGAAAUUUCAAAUCCAGCACUUAAGGCACAAAGGUUUACACCGCCAUUUUCCCGAACCAGGAUGACGUGGAUCAAACCCUCGUUCCUAUGGAUGGCGUAUCGCAGUGGAUGGGCAACGAAGCAGCGUCAAGAGCGUGUGUUGGCUAUCGAAAUUACACGGGAAGGGUUUGAGUGGGCACUCCAGGUCUCGUGCCUGAGCCAUUGGGAUGCAAAGGGCGAAAAGACGACAUUGGAUAAGGAGCAAUGGCAGCAAAAGCUUCAUGCAAGUCCUGUUCGCAUCCAAUGGGAUCCAGAGCGAGACUUUGAAUUUCGACCCCUGGAUUAUCGCUCUAUUCAAAUUGGACUGGGUCCUGAGGCUGUGACGCGAUAUGUUGAUGAUUGGAUUGUUUCCAUUACGGAUGUCACGAACCUGAUGCACAAAAUCAGAGAUCACGUCGAGGAGGGGAAUCUUGAGGCUGCAGAAAGGCUUUUGCCGAUUGAGGAGGCAUAUCCAUUACCAGCCGAGCUGAAAGAAAUUCUGCAGGCCUCAAGCUGA